Octopus bimaculoides (California two-spot octopus) is the source of this 6272-nucleotide messenger RNA. RefSeq lists its product as uncharacterized. The record is from RefSeq and is a predicted model, not a curated record. Gene Ontology annotation, biological process: regulation of transcription by RNA polymerase II. Gene Ontology annotation, molecular function: DNA-binding transcription factor activity; RNA polymerase II cis-regulatory region sequence-specific DNA binding. Lineage: Eukaryota; Metazoa; Mollusca; Cephalopoda; Octopoda; Octopodidae.
AAUUACUCAUUUACAUUUCAAGCAUUUGAAGUACCUAUCCUCUCUCAAUUUGCCAUAUUAUUCCUAUAUAUUUUGUAUACCUUUCUCUGUGCACAGUAUCAAACUCCUACAAUAGAUAAUAUAAAUGAAAGUAUGUUUUCUUUCCCUUUUUUUUAUUUAAUUGGUCUAGAUUAAAGGGCUUUGCUCUCCAAGACAUAUGAGAUUGAUACAGUUAAUGUUUCUUUUAAAUAGUUGCAAGUUAACAGCUGCAGGAAAAAUGUUCAAGGAGGGAAUUCCAGAGGACUUGUUCUGAAGAAGGUUUCUAUUAUGGUAACAAGAACAAAAGCUAAGUCAGUUGUGUACCUGAGUGUUUUGAAGUAUAGAGUUCACUGUAGUAGGAGAAAAAGCAGAGAGGAGAACAUGUCUGUAAGCUUGAAGUUGGAAUGUGUUAGUGAACAACUUAAUGGCAACAGUUGGCUGGCCUUUCUUUGGAUGUGGUCUAAAAUGUAUGUGUAAUAGCAACAGCACCAUCCCAGUUGCGGAAGCAAUGUUUCAUUCAAGCUUUGAGAGGGGUUGUAGUAGAUGGGAGAUGGAGUGAAGUAUUUUCUAGUCUUGAAAAAGAAGACAAAUCUUUGACUGUAUUGAAAAUGUGCAGGAGUGAUAAGAAGGUCUAACAGUUGUAACAACCUCAACAGUUCUAGUUGCAUACUGUUCAUAUUUAUUUGAGAGGAUGAUAUGUGAGCAUCAUAAAUAGAUGACAAAAUGAUGCUUAAGUAAACCAUAACAAAACUCCACUGAAUGACAAUGUAUCUACUAGAACAUUCAAAUAGUUAAUUCAGUAUUUGUGAAACUCACUCUGUAUGAGAAUAUAUAAUUGUAGAAAAUUAUGCAAUCUCAUUAAAAUAGAAUCUUAAAAUAUAUUGAUUUGUAGGUUGUUUCUUAUCACUUUUUCAAAGAAUGCACUAUCAUUUUAUUCUGAUCAUUCUCUAAAUAUAAAUGUAGUGGUCAGCAAGAUUUUCCAAUUAAAAUGGUACAUUUAUACUGUUGAAAAUAUGGUAGCUAAGAUUGUUUCUAUAUUUUACUGAAUUAAGACAUACCUUAUUAAUGUAUAUCAAAUGUAAACAUACAGCUGUAGGUAAUUUUAAGAAACUCAAAUCCACAUUUCAUACCUAACCAAAACUGGCAGAUCAGUUAGCAUGUCAGGUAGAAUGUAUUACAAUAUUUGUUCUGACCCUCUGAGCUCCAAGUUCAAAUCCUGUUGAAGUCACCUUUGGUGUUAAUUUUUUCGAGACAGAUUGAAACGUACCAGCCAAAUGCUGGUGGAGCUCUUUUUUGCAUCCAGCUGACACAUUUGGGAUGCUCUGCUCUGUUAAGGAUAGGAAUGUUGAGAGGAUAUCUGUGUCUGCUUGUGACUGAACAACUAAAAGUAUUAGCAAAAGCAUGACACACUCUGAUAGCAAGCCAUACUUAACUGUGAGAGAUGGAUGUAGUUUUUUAUUAUUUAUAAAUAUCUAUCCGAAAUAUAUGAACAUACUUAGAAAUUCAUCAUCAUGGGUUCGACAGUUUGAAAGAAGCUGGCAAGUUAGAAGAUUAUACCAAGCUCUAAAUUUAUAAUAAUGUUUAAGGUGAUAUUUUUUUAAAGGUAUUUCAGCAUCAAUUAAUGAAAGAUGAAAACUGACAUUACAGUUGGACAGGUAUGGAGAAAAGGCCAGAGGUGCAAUAGCUCAACUUCCUUGAUGGCAAAUGGGAUUUAGCUACGUAUGAGAAAGUGGAGCAUUUGGUUAAACUCAGCUUCAGAAUUUAACCAAAUAAGGGGAUAGCUGAUUUGAUGUGAUGAAGAAAAAGAAGAGAAAUUAAGGUAGGAGUAGGAAUCAAUGAGUUAGUAAAAGUUGGAGAAGAGGUUAAGGUAAUCAUUGGAAUAUGAGAUGUCCAACAAAUUAAUAGAGGAAAUGAACGAUGGUACUGACAUAGUUAAUGAUUGUAUCACUCUGAAUUGAGAACCAGCAAACCAAUGUAAAUUCUGGACUUCAAAGUAACCAAUUAACUGGCAUGGGUAGAGCACAGUCAGACACACUAUGACAGAAUAAUUAAGAAAUGUCAGUGCGAAAGAUUUUCUGAUCAGUAUGACGAUAAAACAACCUGUGAUCGUCACUCAAACAGCUUUUGUUUUAAAAAAGAAAAAGAGAAAGGGGAGUGCAUUUUGUAAUACACUUAGGUACUUUGGAAAAAGAGAUGGACAGAGCUGGACCACUUUUGACUAUAGAUAUGCUGGUUGAAGAAUAUCUUCAAAUUAAACAAGGAAAGCCACACCAGAAAACGAAGCUCUAAACAUAUUGCCGGAAAAAAAGACAGGAAGACGGAGACAAAUCUAGAAUACUAUAGUCCUAAUAAGAGUGACUGACGAGAAACAAAAACUUCAGCAUGUAUAUCACUCUCUAAUGCACAGAGGCCAGUUUUACCGGUUCUUCCUCUACAGUCAAUGAUACUUCCGUUAUGUCAUCCUCGUUCGUUUACAAUUUAUAAACAUUGUUGAUAUAUUAUUUCUCUAUAUUUAUUCAGUCUUAGUAAUAGUCAAUCAACUACCGUAGUUGAAUUUAAAAAACUGUUCAGUAAUGAGAAGAAAACAGAGAAGUAGUUGAAUGUUCUGGUGAAUUUAUCCUCGCUGAUUUAAAGUCUGACUUCAGUACAUCUCAUUAUUUCAUUUAACUGCAUAGUGUUAUCAGAUAACAUUGAGAUUAAAAUAUUUCACAGAAGACUGAAAAUAACUUCAUCAACCUAAUGUUAACUAUUUUCUAUAACUCUUGGUUGAACGGAUGUGAAAAAAUUUAUUUGGAACUAAGAAUAUUUGUAAAAAUUACAACACGUUUACUGGACAAUUUUCUGUACUUCGAGGAUUUACCAUGAAUUUUUACAGUCUUAUGUGUAAGGAUUUUAAUUUCUGGAUAUAUUUUGUGCAUUGGAGCUAGUUUAAUAAUGAUCCUUUAGUUACUUGUUAUCAAUUUACAAAAUUCUGUCUAAUAAAUUCACUUGAAGUUCUUUUUCAAGAGCCAAAACAUCAUUAGGCUUUAAUAAAAACCAUCAUACAGAGAAAAUAUUGAUUAAAAGAGAAACGUUAUGGAUGAGACAACUGAGCCUGAAGCAACUGAUUCAUCUAAUCAGACAGAAGAAAAUACAGAGGUGAAAUUGCACCCUUGUGAUAUAUGUUGGAAGUUAUUCACUUCAAGGAAAUUGUUAUCUUCUCAUAAAUGUAUUCACACAAUCAAAAAACAACAUCAGUGUGAUAUUUGUGGUAAAACAUUUGCUCAGAGUAGUCAUUUCUCUCGACACAAACGCAUUCACACAGGAGAAAAACCAUACCGCUGUGAUAUUUGUGAUAAAAGUUUCUCUCAAAAGUAUAAUUUCUCUCAACAUAAACGUAUUCACACUGGGGAAAAGCCAUACCAUUGCGAUAUUUGUGGUAAAGCAUUCUCUGAGAAUGGUGGUUUAGUUGCCCACAAACGUAUUCAUACAGGAGAAAAACCAUACAAAUGUGAUAUCUGUGAUAAGGCAUUUUCUGUGCCUGGCAAUUUGGUUACCCACAAACGUGUUCACACUGGUGAAAAACCAUAUCAGUGUGAUAUCUGUGGUAAAUCCUAUUCUGGAAGUUCUAACUUGUCUACACACAAACGUACUCACGCAGAAAAGAAUCCAUACCACUGUGAUAUCUGUGACAAAUCAUUUUCUGGAAGUGCUGCUUUGUCUCGCCACAUACGUCUUCACACAGGAGAAAGACCAUAUCAUUGUGAUAUCUGUGAUAAAUCAUUCUCUCAAAUUGCACAUUUCUCUCGACACAUACGUAUUCACUCAGGGGAAAGACCAUACCACUGUGAUGUAUGUGGUAAAACAUUCCCUGAAAGUGGUCAUCUCUCUCGACACAAACGUAUUCACACAGGGGAGAAGCCAUAUAAUUGCGAUGACUGUGGUAAAGCAUUCUCUGAGAAAGGUCAUUUAGUUGACCACAAACGUAUUCACACUGGAGAAAAACCAUACCAUUGUGAUGUUUGUGGUAGAGCAUUUGCUCUUUCAAGUACUUUAGUUUCCCACAAACGUAUUCACACAGGAAAGAGACCAUACUACUGUGAAAUCUGUGGUAAAACAUAUUCUGAAAGUGCUGAUUUGGUUCUCCACAAACGUAUUCACACAGAAGAAAGACCAUAUGACUGUGAUAUCUGUGGUAAAACAUGUUCUGGAAGUGCUAAUUUGUCACGUCACAUACGUAUCCACACAGGAGUAAGACCAUACCACUGUGAUGUCUGUGGUAAAACAUUCUCUCAAAGUGGUCAUUUCUCUCGACACAAACGUAUUCACUCAGGAGAAAGACCAUACCACUGUGAUAUCUGUAGUGAGACAUUUUCUAGAAGUGAUAAUUUAACUCAACACAAACGUAUACACACAGGAGAGAAACCAUAGCUAUGAUACAUUCAUAAUAAACUAUUUUCUACAAAUAACUCUAUUUUAUCAUUAAUUUAUUUGAGUAUAUGGAUUUUACAACACCACUGUCCUCUUUUCUUCACCAUCAUUUUAACAUCCAUUAUUUCAAGGUUGGCAAUACAUUUGAUAUACCAUUACAUCUUCUCUAUGUACCGAGUAUGUGAAUAAGCUAAACAUUUCCUGCAUUCGUUAUUAACUACUUCUGUUACAUCUAAAACAUCUAAUUUAUCACUUCCAGAAUAUCUCUACAUCAUUUGUAUAUCUUUCUCUAAACAAUUUUUGAGCUUCUUCUUAAUUCCUUUCUACAUAUUAAAUAAGCCACUUUCCAGAAGUCACAAGCAUUUUGUACUGCUUCAAAAACAUUCUCCAAAUAUAAAUAAACUGUUUGUUCUUAAUUGAAACUUUCUCUUGCCAGUGAAUUAGUUGAAAUAUAGUACCAAUAGCGCCACAUUUUGGCACAAACACAAAUUACAUUUUAUCCAAGUUGACACUAUUCUGUUUCAAUUUUAGCUAAACUAUUAGUUAUUUUCUAGAUCUGAUUUAUGAUUCUGAAGCGUCUGUAACUGUCUAUUUUCGAUGCAGUCUUUAUGAUUAUUCUUUCUUGCAGUUGAGGAAACAACUGAAGUUGUCUUUGGAGUUAAUAUUUUCCUACUCAAUCUGGUUAGCUGAGUGUGAGCUAGCAUAACAGUUAUAUGUCUUGAUGCUUUCAAUAUCUCAGUAAUUAUUACUUAUGAACCUGUUGCUUUCCCCGUCUUUGCUGAAACUAAUCUUAAGAACUCCACAUGGAGUACUCCCACAUGUUUCCACUUAUACUCCUCAUUUAACAUUCAAUAAGAAUAAAUGUACCAGUAUUACUUCUGAUGAACUUGUGCAUUGACAUUCUGGUUUAUAUGAACAGAUUGUCUUGCAGUUUGGAUUGAUUUUGUAGGUUAUCAAGUGUAGAGUAGUGAUAACCAUGGCAUUUGGUAUGUUUGUGCGAUAGCAGUUAAUGGAAUAGCAUGAGUGUAAGAAGAAUUCUAAAUGGUUGCAGUUAUGAACUUUAGUUUCACUAUAGGCCAUUGUAGAGCAAAGAGAGGAAACCACUCGUGUGUGCUAGUGGUUAUAGUAAGUGAAUCAUUAUAAAUCAAUCACUUCAAUUAAGACAACAUCAACAUGUACCUCAUAUUCACCUGCAAAGUAAGUAACCAGUUUUCUGAUACUUCUGUUGUAAAAAUGAUAAGAGCCUUUCAUCAGAAAAAUUCAAGAAUUUUAAUCCCUCUUUAUUCCUUGUAUCAAGUUCAAUGCUUCCAUAUCAGUGUAUCAUCUUUGUGUUACCUUACAUGGCCAUAGUAAUUAACCACUAUGAAAAUGAUAUCAUUGAUAUCGAUUUUUGGAGUAUCUUAGACAAGGAGAUUAUAAAAUCUGUCCUUUUGCUUGUCUAAUAGACAAUCCUACUUUUGGGACUUAAGCGGAGAUGUUUCAGUGUUGUACAGAUUGGUUUAGAAUAUUUCAUUAUUGUUUUCAUAAAUACAGUUGCACAGGAAAGAACUGAUAAAUGUGGUAUUUUCACCAAGCAUUAGCAUCAUAUACAAAUAGCCACAUAGAAACAAUUGGAGAGCUGGCAGAAAUGUUAGCAUGCUGGGCGAAAUGCUUCGCAGUAUUUCGUCUGCCGCUACGUUCUGAGUUCAAAUUCCGCCGAGGUCAACAUUGCCUUUCAUCCUUUCAGGGUCGAUAAAUUAAGUACCAGUUACACACUUCGGUCGAUGUAAUCGACUUAAUCCCUUUGUCCUUGUUUGUCUCCUCUAUGUUUAGCCCCUUGUGGGCAAUAAAGAAAUAAGAAACAA